Messenger RNA from Lodderomyces beijingensis, 4020 nucleotides. Lineage: Eukaryota; Fungi; Ascomycota; Pichiomycetes; Serinales; Debaryomycetaceae. The record is from the annotation of a GenBank genome assembly.
AUGACUUCCAACUUUGCAUUUGACGAAAAUGCAUCGGACCCAUUAACUCCAAACGAGUCCAGGAUAUUCCCCACGGAAAGGUUGAAUGUUGUGGAUACCGUUAUUGCAUUAUACGACUUCUUUGGAACGAGUGCCUCGCAUCUAUCGUUGAACUUGGGUGACACUGUUUAUGUCUUGACGAAAUCGACAUCCGGGUGGUGGGACGGCGUUGUUGUGGAAAAUAGCGGUCAGUUGCGGAGAGGCUGGUUCCCUCACAACUACCUGCGGUCUGUAAACUACGUGCAGCCGGUGUUGAAGAAACUCAAAGACAACAAAGAGCUAGACUCGAUAACAGCAGCCAACACCGCGGCCAACGUUCUAUUGCCGUCGUUCACGAGCCUUCUCCAGAAAAACUUGGGGGACGCCGAUCGAGGAUCGCCGCUGAGUUCGAGCCGGAAAAACUCGGUGGUGAGUUUUGCAAGUUCCGAUACGAGCUUGCCGUCGGAGACAAAGCACGGGCAGGUUUUGCUGUCUGAGAUGUCGCGCGUAGGCCUGGAGAGCCAACCGCAACUGGACGACUUGCUGAUCAUACUGCGCAAGCGCGGGUCGGACUACCCCGACCUGUCGAGCAUGUCGACAAGGUCGCUUUCCAACAUGGACGAGCAGUUGAAUUCUCAACGCAACUCGAUGCCCAACGAUGGAACCUGCAGAGCCGGCGACGACGACGAGAUAGUGCUCACCGAUGCCGACGAGGCGGCAAAUUUGGUCGAGCAGUACAGACGCAUGAACAACAAGACGGUGACGUGGCUACCGAGGUACACGUCCAAGGGAAACUUUGCGUUUUAUUGCGACCAGUUGAAAAUCUUUUGCGAUUCGAUCCCCAUGCUUGAAUUUGACCCUGACUUCACUUCUCCAAACUUGGUAUUCCCAGACGCCGAAGUAAUUAAGGAUACGUCUAUAUAUCACGUCAGCGGCUACCAGGGUGUGGGGAACGUGUUUGGACGGCGAGAAGGAUCUUCGAGUGCCAGUUUUGACUCCAUCAAGCGCGAUUCGCAGUCUUCGAGCAGCAGCCGCAGUAGUGUUUCGUCGCACCACCAGUUUAGUCGGCCAUUUUUUGCAAUGAAGGACUUGUUUUACAGCCACUCUUUGGAUAUCCAUCACUGGACAAAAUUGCUGGACGAGCUUAGAAACAUUCUCAAUUUGAUUUCCAAAUCGCUCGAAAACGGCAACAAGCAGUGGUUCACAACGCACGUGAAAAGGUUAAAUAAACUAUUGGCGAUUCUAUGUGCAGCAGUGCGUCUUGACGAGGACGACUACUUGAAAAGCGAACAAGAGGCUACCAUCAAGCGCCAGCUCGUUCGCGUCUGCAGCUCGUUUUCUCAAAUCCACAUCAACGGCCUCUUGCACCUCAUGAUUUUUCCGGAUGCGCACCAGGAGUCAUCCCGGGCACAGGCACAGGCACAGGCACAGGCACAGGCACAGGCACAGGCACAGGCACAGGCACGGACAGAAGCAAACGCAGAUGCAGGCAAUGCUGAUGCCGACGCCAAUGCCAAUGCCAAUGCCAAUGCAGCAACUGGAAACGAGUCGAUUUAUUUCCAAAGAGCGUCGCAAAUGAUUGAGUACUUCAAAACUGACGCCGACUCUUUGGUUCAAACAUUUCUUUUCUUGACGUCGGAUAAGAUUGUGAAUCCAAAAGACUAUGAUCCUUUUGAUCAGUCUGAAAUCGAGGAAGGACAGAGAGAGAGGGCAAACGUGCUACCGCAAGUGUUUCCGCGCUUUUUGGUUAACGAAUUUAACGGUGGAAACUGGUGUAACCCAUUUUUCACAUCCAUGAACACCUUCUUGAACGCCAGCGGCGAUGAUCUCAAAAAUCGAAACCAUUCCAAAGUGAUUAUCGAUCACCACAUCUACGAAACGGUUUAUCAGAACCUGGAGGAGAUGAUUAAACUACUAAACGAAUCAUCGAAUCUUCUUUCCUACGACAUUGAGCACGAAGCUCCCGACUCCACAGCGCAAACCGACGACCGCAACUCCCAGAUUUUGCGAUUGAUUUACAAGUUUUUACAUCAUGCCAGUUCGAUGAUUGACGUCCUUGAGUCGUUUGACUUUACCGUGUUUUGUCUAGUGAGGAACGAAUAUUGCGAGGAUGAAGAAAGCGUCGAGCGCAUGAAGCAGUCCUUAUCGAUACUUUCAUUUGGAGAGCCAGGAGACGCAGGAACGACUCCCGAGCCCAACCUCAAGUUUGACCACCCAAUAGUGCUAGAGUUUUUCCAGUUUAAGCAGCAGUUCCACGAUUUGAUUCUGAACAUUAUAAUGGCAACCCAGUCGUUGACGAUACGGGGAGCCGAGGCUUUCAAAGGCAAGCAGGACGAGAAUCUUUUAUUUUACGACAAGGAGAUACUCAAGGACUACACCGAGAAAUCAGCCAUGAUUUUGACCAAUUCUUUGCUCGAGCAAAGCUACAACGCCAAGAACGGUUCAUCUUGCGAGAACCUGUUGUCGAUGUAUUUGGAGGAAGGGGUAGCAUUUUGCAAAACAGCUCAAGACAUCACCCAGAGAUUGAUUGAGGAGCGAGAAACAAUCAUCAACUACGCCUCGCGCGUGAUGCACGACAACUUUGAUGUGCAACUCUUGGUUUUGGAGAGAAACAAUACUGUGUUGGUGGAUAAAGCCGAAGACGAUUCCUACUACAGUGGCGGCAAAACGGGAGUAGAAGAGGUGCCCUGGUACUUGGAAGGCGACGAAGAGCACGACUUGCUUUUAGAUGUCAAGGGGAACAUCAAAGGUGGAACCAAGGAGGCAUUGGUGUGCCACUUGACUCAUCACGAUAUAUUUGAGAGCGAGUUUAGUGCCAAUUUCCUACUAACGUUCCCCACGAUGAUGUCCUUGGGGGAGUUGAUCAUGAAUCUCACCAAGAGGUUCGACAUUGAGCCACCCGGUGGGUUGAGCUUUGAAGAGUAUAAUAUCUGGAUUGUCAAGAAACAAACCGCCAUUAGGUCACGAGUCUUGAGCGUCAUGAAGUUGCUCAUUGAAAAGAACUGGUCCGACUCGUACUACAAUGAGUCGAUUUUGAAUGGAUGGUUGGAGUUUGUAGAGACUCCCGCGGUGCAGACAUUCCCCGUUGGCAGAUUGUUGGCGCUGGACUUGAGGAAACUCAUUCGCGGCGAAUUGCGUUUCCCGAAAAGGAAACCGGUGAUUUCGCAUUUGAAGCCGCCUGCACCGUUAACAAAGGGAUCGUCGAUCCUGAAGAGGACAAAGUUGCUCGAUAUCGAUUAUGUCGAGCUCGCUCGUCAGCUCACAUUGCGAGAAUUCAAGUGCUACUGCGAAAUUUCAAAGUUUGCAUGCUUGGCAAAAGUAUGGGGCAAGAAGUCUGGAUUGAACGAAAGCACGCAAAACAUUACCGAUUUCAUCAAGGCAUCUAACCAGUUGACCAACUUUGUUGCCUACAUGAUAUUGAGAAAGCCCGAGCCAAAGAAGAGAAUCCAAGUUAUUCGAUACUUUAUUCAAGUGGCUGAAAAGUGCCGGCAAUACAACAAUUUUUCCUCAAUGACAGCCAUCAUAUCGGCGCUUUACUCAUCGCCAAUUCAUAGAUUGCGUAAGACGUGGAACUUUGCCAGCUCGGAGUCGUUGGCGCUUUUGAAAAAUAUGAAUAAGCUCAUGAACUCCACGAGGAACUUUAACGAGUAUCGAGAUGUUUUAAAAUUCAUCGGAUCGGAACCGUGUGUACCAUUCUUUGGUGUUUUCUUGUCAGACUUGACUUUUGCAUAUCACGGGAACCCCGAUUACUUACUCAAUCGAACUCGCAUGAUCAAUUUUGCCAAGCGCGCAAAGACCUCAGAGAUUGUUUCUGGGAUUGACAGGUUCAAGAAUGCAGGGUUCAACUUUUACGAAGUUGCAGAGAUACAAAAGUAUUUGGACCAGUGGUUUGAAGUAUGCCCCACGAUUGAAGAGCAAUACCAGCUCAGUUUGAAGUUGGAGCCACGGGAGCGAAACCCCAACACAGCGGCAGUGAACUAUAAAACGUUGAGAGCCGCUUAA